GAGAAAAAAUUAUAACGAGUACCACGAUUUUCUAGACAAUAGAGCGUCUUGCGGAAUUCGCCAGCUUGGGUUGCCUGUGGUGACACUACAUCGUCCUAGGCCUAAUCAGGCGGGCCUUAUGACGCCUAGUCAUAAUGUAAUGGCAAUGCGCAACCCACAAAUCGAAACGAUUUUUCGCCGGUCAAAAUGGCAGAGGAAUGGGCCAAAAAGUGGUCAACGUUUGGGGAUAAAGUCCCUUGGCAUAUUCCUGGGCCACAUCCACUGCUAGUCAAGCAUCUAGACCGACUGACUGGGGGCAAGAAAGGCCUCAGAAUUCUAGUUCCUCUCUGUGGUAUAACGCAAGACCUCAUCUUUCUAGCAGACCAAGGUCAUAGCGUUAUUGGCAUCGAAUUUGUUCGUGCUGGAAUUGAGAUGUUCUUCAAGAAAAACGAUCUGGAAUACACUAUCGAUGCUAUAAACAUGGCGCCUUCGGGAGCGUACGUAUUCAAGGCGAAAAGCAAAGACAUCACGAUAUUUCAAUGUGACUAUCUUCACUUCCGUAAAUCUAUUGCCGGUGGCGAGAUAGACGCGGUGUGGGACAGAGCUUCCCUGAUAGCAUUUCUCGAAAACAAAUCAAACGAAGAAGAUAUCGAGAUCGGAAAACGUCCCGAUGCAGUGAGGUCUAUUGGUCCAUCUUGCUGCCCUCAGUCGCUUCUAAGGGACAUGUGUGGCGAUAAUUGGGAAGUCGAGUUGUUAGAGUCGGUGGAAAUGGACCCGGGCGAGGGGUUCCAAAACUUUAAAUUUGACUUCAGUUACACACUUAAUCUGAAUGUUCUAACUCCUAAGUAGGACAGAUUUGCCUAUGUGAUAUUGAGUGAAUCAUGAAUCCUGUAAAUAAAACAAUCGAAAUUCCCGAUCAUAUUCGGUAUAACCAUUUCCUGGUGUAAUGAUUGGCAUUUCGUGCACCAAGUGUAAAAUAUCAGGUGUAAUUAUACACGCAAACGAAACUCACAAUGCUAAACUUUGGAACACCCGUUCACUUUCUUUCUACAUUUUCCUUGUAUCUACUGGCAAGUUCUAAAUAAAUCGAGAUGUUAAGUCCCA
Molecule: messenger RNA, 1083 nt
Organism: Nematostella vectensis (starlet sea anemone)
Lineage: Eukaryota; Metazoa; Cnidaria; Anthozoa; Actiniaria; Edwardsiidae
Product: thiopurine S-methyltransferase
Exons: 3
Coding region: 187-828 (213 amino acids)
Molecular function (GO): thiopurine S-methyltransferase activity
Source: RefSeq, a predicted model, not a curated record